This is a messenger RNA of Tetranychus urticae (two-spotted spider mite), 1347 nucleotides long. RefSeq lists its product as uncharacterized. Gene Ontology annotation, molecular function: UDP-glycosyltransferase activity. The record is from RefSeq and is marked provisional. NCBI's taxonomy places the organism in Eukaryota, Metazoa, Arthropoda, Arachnida, Trombidiformes, Tetranychidae.
AUGACCGGUAAAACAAAGUAUCGUUUUCUUAUUUCAAGCAUCGAUGCAUUCGGACACAUCAACUGCACACUUGCUUUGGGCGAAAUCCUUGCUUCAUACGGUCAUGAAGUAACAUUUGCUAAUCGUCUUCACCACAAGAAGCUUGCUGAUAAACGAAACUUCAAGUUCAUUCCUUUUGAUGAAAAACUCUUUGAGAAUGUUCGACCUGCCUCAGCACCGGAAUGGUUCGAUGGAUAUUUACACAAAUUUCGUUCUGAUGCAUUAUCAAUCUUCAAAGAUUGGACAUCAGAAGAAAGCGAAAUUUUCGGCUCAAUCGUUAAUGUAUAUAGACGCAACAGUAUUGCAUUAGAAGCUAUAUUCAAAGAAAAUGCAGAUAAUUUCGACUUGUUCAUUGGUGAUUUCGUUAUGAUGAAUCCAGCCUUUCAUAAAGCACCUUUUCCAUGUGCACUGCUUCUCUCAAUGAACCCACUUCCUCUCUAUCCUAAUGGACCUCCAGCAUGGUCAGGUUUUUCAGUGAAGGAAAAAGACACUGAAAAGUGGAGUAAAUUCAGAGAGUUGGGCGGUGUUGCUUCAAAAAUUUUCCGUGAAAAUUUAUAUUCUUGGUGGCGAUCUACUGGAACUCCUUUGCCUACUAUUCAAGAUGCGACACUCGAGAAUUGGUUUUAUGCUGAACCUGAACAACUUGGAAUUUAUCAUUAUCCUGAACUUUUAGAUUACCAUGAAAUAGGUCCAAUAAAGUCUGAUAAAUGGAUUCGUUUGGAUUGUGCUAUUCGCGAACCAGAUAAUGUGGAACCAUUUGUUAUCCCUGAAUCAUUGAAGCAUUUACCAGGAAAAUUGAUUUACUUUUCACUGGGUUCAUUAGGGUCAGUUCAAAUAGAUUUGAUGAAAAGUUUCAUUAAAAUCUUAUCGAAAUGUCCUCAUCGUUUCAUCGUCUCUAAAGGCCCGAAAGGAGAUCAACUUGAAUUAGGACCAAACAUGUGGGGUGAGAAUUACGUCAAUCAAAUAGGUAUUCUUGAGGUUGUUGAUUUGGUUAUAACUCAUGGAGGCAACAAUACAUUUUUGGAAACAAUUUAUGCUGGAAAACCUUUGAUUGUAAUUCCCUUUUUCAUGGAUCAACCUGAUAAUGCUCAACGAGCAGUUGACUGUGGAAUCGGUUCUCGAAUCAAUCUUUAUGAAAUUGAUGAAGUGAAAGUUUUAAAAACUAUUGAAGAAACAUUAUCGAACCCAUCAUAUGCUGACAAGAUAGCAAAAAUAUCUGCUUCCAUGAAAUCACCGGAAAACAGAGAUAAUAUUGUCAAAAAGAUAGAAAAUUUCCUCGAAAAUUAUCAAAAUAGAUCAACUAAUUAA